AUGAGUGAUAUUGAACAACGUCCAGAUUUGGAAAACCAAAACCCCCACGAUCAAAAACUCGUAGUUGAAGAUAAAGCUACUUCUUUGAAUAACCAUUCAAAUGAUACUCCUGAUGUAACCAAGGUGGUCACUGAUGGAGAAUACGUUCAAUUUGGUAAUGAGCGUUAUCUCAGAUCCGAAUUGGUGGAUGCCUUUGGUGGUACUCUUAAUCCGGGUUUAUCACCUCCUCCAAAACACAAUAUUGCUAAUCCUGCUCCAUUAGGGUUGAGUGCUUUUGCCUUGACUACUUUUGUUCUUUCCUUGGUUAACUGUGGUGCCAGAGGAGUAACCAUCCCCAAUAUCGUGGUGGGUUUGGCCUUUUUCUACGGGGGGUUGGCUCAGUUAGUUGCUGGGAUGUUUGCAGUCGCUGAAGGUGCCAGUGGUAAUUUUGGUGCGGUUGCUUUGAGUUCUUACGGUGGGUUCUGGGGUAGUUGGGCUGCCUUGUACGUUCCUAGCUUUGGGAUUCAAGAUGCUUUUGAACUGGAGGAAGAAUUCAGAAAUGCCGUGGGGUUAUAUUUGGUGGCUUGGUUCAUCUUCACUUUUUUCCUAACUUUACUUACGUUGAAGUCUACUUUGGCAUUUUUUUCGAUUUUCUUUUUAUUAUCGAUCACUUUCUUGCUUUUGGCAAUUGCUGAAUUCAAAAAUUCAACUAGUGUUAAAACCGCCGCUGGGGUUUUUGGCUUAUUAACCGCGUUUCUGGCUUGGUAUAAUGCUUAUGCUGGGUUGGCUAAUAAACAAAACUCUUAUAUUACAGUUAAAGCUAUUCGCUUACCCGAUUUACAGGCUAAAAACAAGUAG
This is a messenger RNA of Hyphopichia burtonii NRRL Y-1933, 837 nucleotides long. RefSeq names its product putative ammonium permease (gene FRP3). The transcript has a single exon. Gene Ontology annotation, molecular function: acetate transmembrane transporter activity. NCBI's taxonomy places the organism in Eukaryota, Fungi, Ascomycota, Pichiomycetes, Serinales, Debaryomycetaceae. Gene Ontology annotation, cellular component: plasma membrane. The record is from RefSeq and is a predicted model, not a curated record. The coding region runs from base 1 to 837 and encodes 278 amino acids.